GAACACACACUAAUGUGAAGACGCGCGGCACUUGUGCACAGCAUUUACAUGCAUUACCAAUCAAUCCGCUGCAACUUGUUGACUGAUACGGCAAGUGAAAACAAACAGUCUUUCUUGCAGGAGCCUAACAACCCUUCAAGCCACAAUGACAGUCUCUAGAUCUUUUCCAUGACUGAUUUCCUCUCUGGACUAUGACAGCGCCCAUGACAGCCCUCGGUAUGGGAAACCAACGAUACUUUGACGUCUACCUGGACGACCCCAGUUCCAGUGAAGAUGAAUACGUUGACCUCAGUCGACCUUUGAUGUCCCCAAGGAAGUUUGCUCGCAGAAUACCCGCACGCCCCACCCCGGUGAAGACGAACACGCCAGACACAAAACUACCAAAAAGGAAGCCGGUAUGGUACUUUAAGAGGAAGAAGGAUUGCCUCCAGGCUUUCUAUGUUGUCAUGAUCAUUAUGGUGAUUGUUCUAUUUGCCUUAGUUUUGAUGAGGAUCUUGAAGGAUGCCGCCAAACACCGGACCAGUGAUGACGAAGAUACAAAUCAUCUAUCUGCCAUUGCCUCAUUCGGGAACUUUGCCAUGGGUAGGCCUUUUGGGAUCGGCAUGCCGAUUAAACCCUCGGUAAAACCCACUGUGUCUUCCAAUUUGAAAGAACCUCCAAAGACCCCCACUGUUGCUAGUCAAGAUGAAGAUGAACCAUCCAAAGCUGAUGCUGCUAACCCGCAGGAAGAGCCUCAAAGAACAGUACUACCUUGUACCAAGUACACUCUCCAGGAUGUCUGGAUCCAGAACAUUCCACAGCUACAGAUAGAGUCAGGCAUCAGACUCUUGGAUGUCAACCAAGACAGUGUGCUUGAUGUGAUCAUAGGAUUUGCAACAGAUGUCGGUUCAUAUUUUGCUGAUGAGUACCUACUAUGUUCCAUUUACUUCAACGGAUCAACACCAUGUUUUGGAGGAGUCCUAGCGUUGGAUGGAAUCACUGGUCAGGAGCUCUGGAGGCACUAUACCAGUAUGGAAGUCUUCGCUGUUAACUGCAAUGGUGACCUGACCGGGGAUGGGGUCAACGACUGUGCCAUAGCAGGCAGAGCUGGGGUGAUGGAAUUAGUUGAUGGAGCUAGCGGGAUACUACUUUGGAAGUAUCAUGUACAGGAAUCAGACGAAGCUCUCAGCAACUUCUACACGGCCCAGUUCAUCCAUGAUGUCAACAACGACGGUGUGAGAGACCUGCUCAAUGUCCUGGGGGGUGACCCUAUCAGAAAACCAGGUGCAGAGGUGGAGCACAGUGGAAAUCUGAUGAUACUGAGCGGAUUUGAAGGUAACGUAAUCAGUAGGUGUGAAGUACCCGACAGGAUGGAAUCAUACUAUUCACCACAGAUUUACUACCAGCAAGGUGGGAAAGCGAUGGUUCUCUUUGGAACAGGAGGAGAGACAGUUGGAGGUUCCCUUUGGGCUUUACCCUUAGAAGAUAUCAUUAUUUGCAACAUGAGUCAGGCAAAGGUCAUCUAUACUGACCCUUACAAGGGUGUGAUGACGCCCCCUGUACUUGUUGAUCUGACCGGAGAUGGCGUAAAGGACAUCGUUAUGUCCAUGUUUAACUCAACCAUUGUUGCGUUUAAUGGUCAGAGCUAUGAACAGCUGUGGAAUUACACUUUGCCUUCUUCAGAAUCAUACAGUACUCCAGCUGCAGGGUUUUACAACGAUGAUGAUGUUCCUGACUUCAUGGUCGUCUACAACUAUGGGCCUGGCUACCCUCUCUACUACUACGUACAGAUUAAUAUCUUGGAUGGAAGGAAUGGACAACCUCUUCUCCAGAAAAACAUCAUUAGCUCAGGUUCUACAACCACUUCUCCCUUGACUGUAAGUACUGAGGGAUAUGGCAAUGAUGCAUACUUCUACUGGAGACUAGGUUGUGAAGGGCAUGAGCAAGAGACAGAGGCCUUUCAUUUUCUUGGAGAAGAAGUUUCUGUUAAGGAUCAAGGCAAAAAAUCCCUGAGUCGAACCAAUUUUUGUCAGGAGAGGUUCAAUACAGGAUUUGUGACGACGGCAAGCCUACUGAAUCAGCACAUGGAUGCUCCUGGGCAGAGUAUCUAUACUUCAGCUGACCGCUUUGCAGAUGAGCACAGAUAUGAAGUCAAUGCUACUCGUAUGGCCAUGGACUACCUGGACAAAUACCCUGAAGUAAUAAAUAUUGUACUCAACGCACAGAAAGAGCAGAACGAGCAAAAAUACGACAAGGAGCAGAAAGAAAACAACGACCAGAAAUACGACAAGGAGCUGAGAGAAAACAACGAGCAAGCAGCGGUAGAACCAUCCUCACCAAAGAAACAACAUCAGACUCCCAAGCUCACAACCGCAUCUCCACACACCGAGACACCUACACUUGAUUUCCAGAGUGAGUAUUAUAAACUGAUGGCCCGAUUGUCUGCCUUAUCGGACAAUCUCCAGGAUCAAGGUGAUUCUCCCGGUGAUGAGGAUGACGGAUUACCUGACCAAAGGGAUCAUUCAAACAAAGAGACCAACUAUGAACUAAGUACUAAGAAAAGUGAUGAUAGGAGCUCACCAGAACUUAGAGCAAAUGAAGCAACAAUGACCACUACCUUACCGCCGGAUGAUGAUUCUUUGUUGGCUGGAGAUAUUGCAGGGAAGCUCAAGGAUCUUGGUCUCCCGGAUUCUUGGUUUGGAUCUCCAAAGGAAAAGAAAUCGGGAGGAGAAACGGGCGAUGAAAAUCCCUUCGAUAACCUUGAUGGCCUUUCAGAGGAGGAGAUUGAGGACAUCAUCAAAGACCUCCUUGGACUGGACAGUGAAGGGAAGAUUGGAGGAAAGACCAGUAGCUUCCUGUCCAAGCGCAAUGCCAGGUUCUUAGAUGCAAGGUCCAGCAGGUCCAAGGAUGAGCAGCACCUGAGAUCACGCCGUCAUGCUGGGCUCCAUGAUGCAGGAGGGAUCCAGAGACUCAUCUCUACAGGAACCCUGGCUCCACCUCUUAGUCCAGUCCUGGAUGACCUACCCAGCAACCCUAAUAGCAUCGAUGUCAUCUUUGCGACAUAUUGGUUCUAUCCUAAACCCAACAGGGUCAUCACAGCUAAAGAGCAAAAAUGCAUUGACGAUUGGAUGGAUAAUGAAAAACAGAGAAUGGAUCCAAGCAAUGAGUAUUACGGGCUUGACCAUGAUGCUUACGAUCAUCUGGGAUCAGAACAUUGUAGGAAGUUAGCUGCUUCUGUUCCAGCGCCCCCGACAGAUGCGCCUACCGACCCUCUCAACAUCUACCCCUUCAACCUGGAUGCAGGGGAGAUGACAGUCUACAGGCUACGCCUCUCAUGUGACUGCGGUCUCAAGGAGGCGCAAAGGAGCAACCCAGGGGCGCGUUGUGCCAGAAUCUUACCCUACCACCAGCAGGGGUGGGGUGCAUACAUGGGUACCUACGGAAACACCUACUUCACAGAGAGAACGAAAAAAGAUGGAGAUGAUUAAACUUUGUUUUAAAGAGGCCUAAAGGAGAAUCCCAGGGGCGCAGUGUACCAGAAUAGAAUGUUACCACCAGCAGGGGUGGGGUGCAUACAUGGGUACCUAUGGAAACACCUACUUCACGAAGAGAACAAAAAAAGAUGGAGAUGAUUAAAUUUAGUUGUAAAGAGGCCCUUAAGGACAAACAUACACUUCCACAGGCACUGCCGACAACUGACAGAAGAAAAUAAAGAGAUAAAUAUAUUUGUUCAUUCUUUUUUAGAGAGAGGAAUUGUAUAAUAUAUAGAUUUUAUGGGCAUUCAUUAAUUUGUAAAAGCAUUAUUAUAAAAAAGAGGGUAAUAUUAAAGCGAUUGCAUUAAUAAGGUAUGCAUUCUAAUUCCAUGGUCUAUAAAAACAUGUAACCAGAUGCUUGAUUUGUUAGGGAAGAAGAUAUAUAUUUUUAUCAUAUCCAUGAUAUAUGAAAACAAAUGUACAUAGAAGUGUAGAGAAUAUCCUCGAAGACUGGUCGAAAGUUUUGGUUGCCUUAUUUUUCCAUUUAACUCAUAAAUCUUGUAACAAAACAUCAACAGGCAAUUCAUGUACAAUGAAGUAGUGGCAUUAUCUUGCCAGUGCGAUGGGACCUGCUGAUGUUAGAGUGCUCAAGUGAAACACCCACCUUUUUGUUCUGUUAGUUUACAAACACUACUGUAUAUGCAAUUGUAUCCUUGUAUCAAGUUUGAAUAAGCAUGCAAGGCUGAAGGGAUUAGUUUUAGGGUGUAUAAGAUCAAAGGUCAAAGUUCACACGGUCAUAAAAGUGUUAAUGACAAUUAUUAAUUAUAUUGUUACCGCGAUAACUUGUAAAGUAUUUAAACAAUUCAAACCAAACUUUGAGUUGAAGUAUGAGUGAAAGGGCAAGGAUGUACUUAGAUUGUGGGUGUAUGAGGUUUGAGGUCAAAGGUCACAGGGUCAUAAUGGUGUUAACAAAAGCCAGAAAAUAUGUUUUACUGUUUGUACAAUUUGCAAUUAAACUCAGCUUUUAGGAAUGGUCCAGAAGGUUUCUAACCUCCACCUUGGAAUGGUCAGCAAGAGGACAUUACAACUGUGACCUUUGAGAAUUUUAUCAAAGACCAGAGGUCACAUUGACAGCUAUUGCUUUCAGGAGAUUAACUUGCUUACCGAAGAUCCUAGAGAUAUAUAUUCUGUAUUGAGAUCAAAAAGUUUAAAUCUCAAAUGUCUUAUCCUAAUUGUUAUCACCAUAUACAGCAUUUUCAAUGUGUUACAAUAACAGUACUUUCCAUGAAAUGUCCAUGUAUAUUACUGGACACUGUAGGCAUGCCAUUUAAAUUGAUUCAGCCAUGUGCUCUUUAGAGAUGACUAUAUGAGUGAGGCAGAUGUUUGUGCUCUGUAAGGCUAUUUUAAUGAAAUUAGGAAAAACAGGGGUCACAAUGUCAUGCAUAAAACACUAAGCUGUGUGUAUAGACAAUGAUAAAGAAAAUAGUGGGGUUGCGUAUUUCAACUUCUUGAGUUUUUUUGGAGGUCGAAUUAGUUUUUGCAGAGGCACAUCAAUUGGUGUAAUAUCAUGAAAUUCUAUCUGAUAAAGAAUAAUCAUAUUUGUAUAUUUUUGUAUUAUUUGUAUAUUUUGUUCUGUCCAUCUUUUGUUAUGCAAUAACACAGGGUGGGUGGGAACACUGGGGUUAAUAAAGUGUAAAUUUAUUUAGGCGAUUUUUAUUUCUCGGGAAUCGUUCAGAUUCUUUCCAUUUGCUAUAUUCAUGAACAAGUUGACAUGAUGUUAAUUUAUUUUCAGUGUAGCUUGUCACAAAUAAAUGAAUUCUCUGGUCACAUAAAAACAUAACAGUAAAAAAUUUAACAGUAAAAUGUCUACUCUUGUAUUGGGAGAAAACAAAUUAUUAUUAACAAAUAUCAAAUGCUGUUCCUAUUCACCCUGGUGUUCUUUUUCUACUUGUUUUAAAAUACUGUUGCUUAGUUAUACAUGAAAUGGUUAUUGUAUCUAAUCUUGAGAAACACAAAUAAAUGCUGGUGGAAAUAUUAAAGAUAAGGUCAUUGUAUUGUACAGCUCCUCCAGUGAGAUGAUGAUAAAUUUGUCUUUUCUCAUGGGAUUGUCGUUUUAAAAUGUGAUGAAUAUUUUUCGUAGCUUAAAGAAAUAUAAUGGCAUUAUUAUAAGGACAUGUCUGCGACCCGUCCUAUAAAGAGUUGAUAUCAAUCACAGCUUACUUGCGAUUGAUAUCUAUCGCAAUUAUGUUCAUAAAAGAUGAAAGACUGCUAACUAGCAAUUGAUUUUGAAUUAAUCACAACUUUUCUUAAGAUGGGACCCCCGAGUGCAGAAUUCAAUUAUUGUUGGUGAUGUUUGUCAAGUUGAUCAAAAGUUCUUUUUGAAAAACCUGAGAUGGUAAAUGCAUUUACCGGCUCCAUAUCCUAACGAUAUGGUUCUACCUCAGCAUGAUAUAAUUAUGAUUAUCAACAAUCAUGCCGUUAGUUCCAGACGCGGUUUUUAGUGCCACUACAUUUUGCUAAUCUACCUGUAUUUAGUAAAAUCUUCUUGUAUUGAUAGUCUGGUAAAAUUGACUCAGAUUGGAAUUUUGUUAAUGUAUGAAAAAACAUGUUUAAAUCUCCAUUACUAAAUGGUAAAAUGGUAAAUAGUUCUAUCAUUAGAGUCAUGUCUUGUUUUUAAAGGAAGGUGCCUUUUUACGUUACAGAUAACGUUUAGUUCACACAAAUGUACAAACAAGAUAUUCAAUAUAACAUUCAACAACAAUAGGUGGCUUGAAUAUAAAACAAUUUGGCACAAGAUGA
Messenger RNA from Strongylocentrotus purpuratus (purple sea urchin), 6251 nucleotides. RefSeq lists its product as uncharacterized. The transcript has 15 exons. The record is from RefSeq and is a predicted model, not a curated record. Gene Ontology annotation, molecular function: protein binding. The coding region runs from base 192 to 3467 and encodes 1091 amino acids. NCBI's taxonomy places the organism in Eukaryota, Metazoa, Echinodermata, Echinoidea, Camarodonta, Strongylocentrotidae.